Messenger RNA from Equus caballus (horse), 1115 nucleotides. RefSeq names its product FSHD region gene 1 (gene FRG1). The record is from RefSeq and is a predicted model, not a curated record. Lineage: Eukaryota; Metazoa; Chordata; Mammalia; Perissodactyla; Equidae. Gene Ontology annotation, cellular component: striated muscle dense body; nucleolus; catalytic step 2 spliceosome. Gene Ontology annotation, molecular function: actin filament binding.
GGGACGCCCUCACAGUCAAGACCGCGCAAACGAUUGCUGAUGUAUUUCGGCCCUCUGCGGUGGCCGUAGUCCCGCACAGUAAACAGGAAGUAGGCUUCUUUAUUUGGGCCUCCGCAUUCGGGUGAAGAAGACCAGGGAUUCCGUGGCGUGGGCUUUCAGGGAGUCCGGAUUCGAUCUCCCUUUUUGUGACUUCCUCGCCUUCCCUGCUCCCGUCGAGGUAUUUGGUCCUGCGCCAGCUCCCGCCUCUUGCACAGAAGUGUCCCCGGAACCAUGGCCGAGUACUCGUAUGUGAAGUCCACUAAGCUCGUGCUCAAGGGAACCAAGGCUAAGAGCAAGAAGAAAAAGAACAAAGAGAAGAGAAAAAGAGAAGAUGAUGAAGAAACUGAACUUGAUAUUGUUGGAAUCUGGUGGACAGUAACAAACUUUGGUGAAAUUUCAGGAACCAUAGCAAUUGAAAUGGAUAAAGGAACUUACAUACAUGCACUUGACAAUGGACUUUUUACACUGGGAGCUCCACAUAAAGAAGUUGAUGAGGGCCCUAGUCCUCCAGAGCAAUUUACAGCUGUCAAAUUGUCUGAUUCCAGAAUUGCCCUGAAAUCUGGCUAUGGAAAAUACCUUGGUAUAAAUUCAGAUGGACUUGUUGUUGGGCGUUCAGAUGCAAUUGGACCAAGAGAACAAUGGGAACCAGUCUUUCAAGAUGGGAAAAUGGCUUUAUUGGCCUCAAAUAGCUGCUUUAUUAGAUGCAAUGAAGCCGGUGAUAUAGAAGCAAAAAGUAAAACGGCAGGAGAAGAAGAAAUGAUAAAGAUUAGAUCCUGUGCUGAAAGAGAAACUAAGAAAAAAGAUGAUAUUCCAGAAGAAGACAAAGGAAAUGUUAAACAGUGUGAAAUCAAUUACGUAAAGAAAUUUCAGAGCUUCCAAGACCACAAACUUAAAAUAAGUAAAGAAGACAGUAAAAUUCUUAAAAAGGCCCGGAAAGAUGGAUUUCUGCACGAAACGCUUCUGGACAGGAGAGCCAAAUUGAAAGCUGAUAGAUACUGCAAAUGACCAGGCCUUCUGUUUCUGUCUUCCUCUUGUUUUUUUCUGAAUAAAAUAAUCAGUGGCAGUGUUUUUCCAGA